This is a messenger RNA of Sinocyclocheilus anshuiensis, 3109 nucleotides long. RefSeq lists its product as uncharacterized. The coding region runs from base 211 to 2256 and encodes 681 amino acids. Gene Ontology annotation, molecular function: lipid binding. The transcript is spliced from 21 exons. The record is from RefSeq and is a predicted model, not a curated record. Gene Ontology annotation, cellular component: extracellular region; membrane. Gene Ontology annotation, biological process: lipid transport; lipoprotein metabolic process. NCBI's taxonomy places the organism in Eukaryota, Metazoa, Chordata, Actinopteri, Cypriniformes, Cyprinidae.
CGGGCGGCGGGCGGAGCUUGACAAAGUUUUGACAGGCCGUUUCUCUGUAGAAGUACGCAUGGGAACCUAAGAAAUGGAGAAGUGCAAUUGUGAUUCCAGAGGGAAAACUGAAACAGGAAGCUCAGACCUCCCCUAAAUGAGGUGUGAAAGUUGACAGACAGUGACUAAUUCAGAGGAAAACAGCAGAUCAUUCAGAAAAAAGCAGAUUCAAUGUCCAGGCUUUCAGACGUAGUUGAGCGCUCAUCUGAGGCGAGACAGUACAUGUUUAAGGGUGUAGGAACAGGAAGCUUUCACACUAAGGAUGAGAAUGGUGAACUCGCGAGCAAUAAUGAUGGUCUGUUGGAGAACAGCAAAAUUAAGGUUAAUAACAAGCUAACUGAGAGUGAACUGUCGGCUCUUAAUGAUCAUCCAUCGGGCAACGAUAACCCAAAGGGGAACGUUGCCAUUUUCAGCCGGUUGUUUAAAAUAACUAAAACGUGGACGAGACUCCCUGCACAAGAGGAAGAGCCAUCAUUACAACAUGGAGAACUCUCAGCUGGCAAUCACAACAAAACACAAAACAACAACACCACGGAAGAACCAGCAUUGAAAAAUUAUGAUUUUUCAGGCAGUGACAAUCUUGAGGGAAAUUCCCUGUUUAAUUUUCUCAAAACAAUUCCUAGAGGAGCUGAGGAUACUUCUGAAGAGGACAGCCCACCGUUACACAUUAAACUGCUGGCCUGUAAUGACAAUCUAUUAUAUCUCUCCAACAACAACUUAAAGGAUAACUCAGCAAAGCUAAGUGGCACUUUCCGCAGUUCCCCAAAACCAGCGUUACGUUUUCCUGCUGAAACGGACCCGCUAAGUGAGCACAGUGAAUUUACAGACUGGGAUUAUAAUUUCUUGGACACUGGCGUUGAAAAGAAAUCUGUACCCAGAAAAUACCAUGACAAGAAACUCUCUAACAGUAAUAACAAAGUUGUGUCAUUUAGAGUGAAGAGAACUCUACCUAGAAUGUCCACAUUUUCAUCCAGUACGCAGGAUUCAGAUCAAGAAGAUAUGAUUGAGGAGCCAAUGGAAAUGCAGCAACUGGGGACAAAUGAGGACUGUACUUUUGAAAUCCUGCCACUGGAGAUGGCUGCCUACCCAACAGAUUUAAAUUAUUUAGCGACAGAUGAGGAUGAUGACCUGAUGGACUGGUGGAAAACUGUUGAGGGUUGGAGUGAAUGGAAUGAAACAGCACAUUUUCAGGAGGAUGACGAGGAGCUGGCUGUCGAGGCUGCUGCAGACCGUGUGUUCAGGGCUGCCCGUCUCUUUGUCAGUCUGUUCAACCAGCGUGGGGCAUCUCUGCAACGUCAUAUUUUAGAGUUGCUUGCUCUGGCAGACACUGCUGACAGCUUUCAUAAGAAGACUGUGAGUGCAGCUGUUGGAGGGGGCGUAGCUAGUGUGGCAGGGGGCAUAGCCACCAUUACUGGACUCAUCUUGGCACCCUUCACCUUUGGCACUUCCACUAUCGUUACUGCGGUGGGUGUCAGUGUGGCAACAGCUGGAAGCAUCACCUCAGCCACAGCUAACAUCACCGAUGCGGUUCAAUCCAAGAUGGAUCGCAAGAAGGUGGAGAAGAUGAUCCAAGGCUACCAGAAUGAGAUCAGUGACAUCAGAGAUUGUCUGGAGUUCAUGCAGGAAGGAAUGAACACCCUACAGGAAUGGGAUUUUAAGAGGUACUCUGAGAGUGUGGUCAACACGAGUCUUAGUCGUAACAUAAAGCAUGUGAUGAAGGAAGGUGGACGAGCAGGUAGAGCCCUUAUGAUAAACACAGAUAGGCUUAUCAACACUGUGAAAGUUCUAGGUGUUGCUGGAGGUGCUGCUAAAGCCGCCAAGGCCGUCAGUAUCACCACAGGGGUCAUGUCCACUCUCUUCCUUGCCCUGGAUGUCUUCUUUCUCGCCAAAGACUCCAAUGAACUUCGCAAAGGUGCUAAGACCAAAUUUGCCUCCAAGCUCCGAGAAGUCUGCAAAGAGCUUCAACAUGGCCUACUAGAACUAAACAAAGUGAAGACUCAGCUUCAAAAGACCAUGGAUGGAAUUGAAGUGGAAGAAUAUGAGGAAGAGGAGGAGGAUGAAGACCAUUGUGAGUCAAAUCCUGUUAAACUGGCUCUACUUGAACAAGAAAUAGAUCAGUUGGAGGAGAAAAUUGACCAGAAAACUAUGCAGCAGCAAAUGAACCGAAGCAAGAGAGGAGAUGCUGAGAAAGAGAUGCCAAAAAAAGAAAUAAAAUGAGGAGUCAAAGAGAUGAGUGAAUGAUAAAGGGUCUUAUCAGUGAGCCAACAUAUGGAAACAACAGAAGCACUAAAUUGAAAGAUUUGAAAUGAAAAAUGGUAAGUGGGAAGGAAUAAAGCAGUUGAAUUGAAAGGACCUGGAAAGAUUUAGAAUAUAGAAAAUAGAAGAAUUUACACAGAUGUUAAGGGGUUGAAAACAGAUUAUAAGAGGAAUCUAAUGAGACAGAAAGAAAAGAAGCCUAUAAACACUCAUGUUGUGUUGUUCAGGAAAAUCAAAGAUGAUAUAGUAAGAAGUAAGAGAAAAACAAGUAGAUUUGCAUUUCUUUAAAUAAAUACCAGUGGAUGCAAACUGAUGCCACUCAGCAUGCAUCUUUUUUUCCUGUGUGCUACACACGAGAAUCAACAUUCUUGUUAUUUAACUGAAAAAAUGUUAAAUAUGGUAAUCACCAUUAAGUAUGCAGACGAAAAAUUCUAAAUUAAUUUUUAGGGUUGUAGGUUUAAAACAAACCACUAAACUUUGAUAUUUAAGGUGUAUCAAUAAUGUUCACUCUUGUAAACAAUGUAAAUAAAUAAAUGAAUGAGAAUGUGUGUGAAAAAACAGACCACUGUAAAAAUGUGAAGGGCUUACACAGCAUAAGGGUUGAGUCAGAAACUUUACCCUCAACCUGUUUCCCACGGCCUGUAGUCUAUAAUUAAGAUUCUCACAAUUGGCUAGUGUGGUUUACAACACACACACACAGAAAUCUGUUUGUUUCAGUUCCUUCAGCAAUAUAUCCAUGAAGCAUUCUUUUGUGGCUUUACAUUAAUCAAAUUGUUCUUGUGGAAAAAAAAAAAAGGGAUCCACCUUAAACCAG